AUGUACAAUCCUCCUUGCUUGAUUCCCUUUACUAUGAAGAAGAAAAAUGCGGAGAAUUUGAAGAAGUACGAUAUUAAUGAGGCAUGUAAAGGACUUUGCACUAUUUAUCCAAGCCGAGUGGCCAGAGUACCUCCCAAUGAAAUCCAUCAUUUGCUCUCCAUCAGGAGCAAGUCCAAUGCAAUAUCCGAGGGCAUGUGGGCUCGCGUAAAGAAUGGAAAAUAUAAGGGUGAUCUUGCACAGGUUGUAGCUGUGAAUGAUACAAGGAAGAAAGUUACUGUAAAACUGAUUCCAAGAAUAGACUUGCGAGCGAUGGCUGAAAAAUUUGGCGGCGGAGUUCCUGCUAAAAGGACAGCCAUCCCAGCACCACGACUGAUCAGCUCUAGCGAGCUUGAGGAGUUCCGUCCUCUCAUUCAAUACCGAAGGGAUCGUGACACUAACCAGAUGUUUGAGAUUCUUGACGGGAUGUUGCUGAAGGAUGGCUAUUUAUACAAAAAAGUGUCUAUUGACUCACUGAGUUUGUGGGGUGUAAUGCCCACUGAUGAUGAACUCCUGAAGUUUGAGCCUUCAAAAAAGGAUGAAUCUAAUGAUGGACAGUGGCUUUCCCAACUUUUUGGCGAACAAAAGAAGAAGCAUGUUCAGGCCAUAAAGAAGGACAAAGGGGGUGGUAAAGAAGGUGGCAAAGAAGGUGGCUCGUGUAGCUCUACAAUGGAAAAUAAUUUUGAAAUGCAUGAUCUAGUCUUUUUUGGCCGGAAGGAUUUUGGUGUUGUCAUUGGCACGGAGAAGGAUAACAGUGUAAAGGUCAUUAAAGAAGGCUCAGAAGGACCAUCAGUUGUUACCGUCAAACAGCGUGAGCUAAAGAGUGCGUCUUUUGACAAAAAAUUGUUCACCGUUUUGGAUCAGCAUGCAAAAACCAUAUCAAUUAAUGACAUAGUCAGGGUUUUGGAUGGUCCAUUGAAGGAUAAACAAGGAACUGUUAAAAAAAUAUACAAAGGCAUACUAUUUUUGUGUGAUGAAGGUGAACAAGAGAAUAAUGGCUAUAUCUGUGUUAAAGCACAGUUAUGUGAGAAAAUAAAUAUUUCUGGUGAUGCAUCCAAGGAGAAGGGUAGUGAGCCAGGUGGUCCUUCAGGAUUUGAGGAUUUCCCAUCAUCGCCAAAAUCCCCUUUGUCUCCUAAAAAUUCUUGGCAAGAGAGGGAUACUAAAGACAACUCUAUUCGCGAUGAUAAUGGAAUGUUCUCUGUUGAACAAGAUUUGUUAUGGGAAGAUGAAGAUCUGAAUUCUCUUCUCUGCAAAGAAAAUGACGCAUUUGUCGAUAGAACAUGCUCCUCGUUCUGUGUAGGCACGCACAGAUAUAGUGGAGUGGAUUUUGAAAGUCCAAAUUUUUUAUGGGUUUUCAGCGUUGAUUGCUAUGCUUGCAGUAAAUUAUAUUUACGGGUUUCUUUGCAACGUCCAUUUUCAGAAAGAGAAGUCGUGAAUGAUCCAACUUGUAGCAGUAGUGGUGAUGGUUUUGGGGUGUAG
Messenger RNA from Fraxinus pennsylvanica, 1515 nucleotides. NCBI's taxonomy places the organism in Eukaryota, Viridiplantae, Streptophyta, Magnoliopsida, Lamiales, Oleaceae. The record is from the annotation of a GenBank genome assembly.